Hylaeus anthracinus is the source of this 7958-nucleotide messenger RNA. RefSeq names its product AF4/FMR2 family member lilli (gene lilli). The transcript is spliced from 18 exons. Gene Ontology annotation, cellular component: super elongation complex; nucleus. Lineage: Eukaryota; Metazoa; Arthropoda; Insecta; Hymenoptera; Colletidae. The record is from RefSeq and is a predicted model, not a curated record. Gene Ontology annotation, biological process: regulation of gene expression. Bases 1158 to 5330 code for a protein of 1390 amino acids.
UAACAGGUGCACUCGACCAAUCGGAGUGCGCGCAAUCCCCCUUGUCCAUCCACCGAUUGGCGCUCUGGCGAUGUCACGAACAGCGAUCACAAUAUGGCUUCCGCCACUGCCAGCAAGUGAGAGUACCUCCGAAGGUGACAUCGAAACAUGGUGGAAUAUUUUGAGAUGCGCGAGGCAUCGCGCGUGUGAGAACGUUCGGUGUGUCCUUGUUACGAGCCUCGCGUAGCGUUGUCGAGAGUUAAAGAAACGGUGCCUGGUCUCGAGGAAAGAAAAGAUUUCGGUGAGCAAGAAGAACCGUGUUCUGUCUCAACGGAGAGAGACAAAUCGCAUGCACGGACCAGGAGUCGGACAAGGAUAGAGUGACAGAGUGAUACACCAGUUUGUCGGAUCGAAGGUUCCUGACACGAAUGUGUAUCGCUGGGAAAUGUGGAGAAUUCCGAGAACGUUGGAGUUUCUAAAGAUUCGUCGAUGCUUGGUAGGCGCCGGUUACGAUCGAAAAAAAGGGGAGUACCGAAUCUUUCGAUAGUUUGGUGGAGUGGUGCGCACGACUCGUACACGUCGAAAGCGUGGCUCUGUCGGUGUGCGUUACGUCCAGUGCACGCCGCGCAGUGUCGUCCUCGGACACGCGUGUGAGUACGUACGUGUGCGAUCUCUCGGUGUGUUGGAAAUUGAAAGAGGAUAGACGGACGGUGAACGACGGGUGGAAGAAUAAGAAAAAGAAUAGAGCGGCAUGGGGUGUAGAUCGACGAGAACAACGACAGUGACGACGUAACGAAGAGAAGAAGAGGCAAAAGACCGAGCGAGUGAGCGAGGCGACGUUGCCAGAGUUUUCCUUCUCGCGUUCCAUACCGUGCAGCACGUCCCUUCGUGGAAGAUACGCGAGAAAGACCGAAACGGAGAAUCUAAUGCGACGAGGAGCGAGAGAAAAGUAGCGUGCCAACAGCCAACGCGCGGAGACACCGAUAAUCGAGAGCGGCGUUAGCCGCGCGAACACGAUCUAGGGAAUUUUUGUUUUCGAUCGACCGAUUGGUCGAUUUCGAUCGUAGUCGCCGUUUUGCUCGUGCUCGUCGGACCGUGAUUCGUGGAUGCCAUGAGACGACUGCCGAUGACGUACGCGCGAGACACGUGACACGCCGAGUUAGGCCGAUCGACAAGCCAUGAAGAAGCCACGUGUGGACCGGGACCGGCUUCGGGAGCGGGAACGACAGGCCCGCGCGGCGAUGUCGGUCCAGGCCGAACAGGCGGCUGCGGGAGGUGGUCCUGACACCAGACACCAUCAUCAUGGCCAUCACAACAACGCUCACCAUCACGCUAAUUCGCAUGCCGUCACCGCUCCGCUGUUCCGUGCUCCCGUCAGGGUUAAUCCGGACGCUCGGGACAGCACGACGCAGCAGAUCCAAUCGAAAUUGGGCAACUAUUUUCUGGUGAAGCAUCUUUUGGACGAGCCAAAACGGCUGAUCGGCAUCGAGGGUGUGCCGCCAAGCCCUGCCCCGUCUCCGUCUCCGUCUCCCUCAACCCUACGAACGAGUUCCAGCUCGGUCGGUUCAAAUUCCAGAAGCUCGCCCUCCUCCCAAGAAUUCAAGAAACCCGGAGGACCACGAUCCGGCUCGUCAUCGUCAUCGUCGUCAUCGUCGUCGUCGACGUCGACGUCGUCGUCGUCGAGCCAUCAGCGUGGGGGUUUCGUGAAACCGGCUGACGGAAAACCACCGUACGGGGGCAGGGGUGGCUACCCCGGCCAAUCGGUGAAGCACGGGGGCAACAGCAACGAUCAUCGCAGCCACGGUUUAUUAACCGCCAAAGGACCGCCCCCGAAUUCACCCGGGAACGGAACGCUCGUUGGCAAUUCGAAUAUCGGGAAUUCCAGUGGCAGCAGGCUUCACUGUGCCGGCAACAGACUGUCCAGGUUACCUCUCGAUAACGGGACAAGUUCGAGGCCUGGUCCUACCGAGAAUUCAGCCGAUUUGGAUAACAUUCUGAAGGAAAUGACCAUGCCGCCUACGCCUCUGACGGCUAUCGCCCAGACGCCGAGGAAGGAGCUCGAGUCAAAGUUCACGUUCAAUCCCGUGCUAGCGAAGUUGACCGAGGUGCCACCGCCGGAACCCACCAAGUCUCAACGUGAAAGACACACCGCCAACAGGCUAUCGGCAGAUUUGGAAGGGGACCUAAGAUUGUCCGAGGACAGCGACGAUGAGACGGGCAAGGGGACGUCUUCGCGGCCAGUUAGAGGAAGCAGAAGCCCCGACCUCACGGUCGAUCUGUCGACGCCGUUGAUACCAGCUAUGACACCGGCGCCACCGCCUCUGGCUCCCAUGUCGCCCAUGGGAUUGUCACCCGUGGGACCGUUGUCGCCGACGAGACCGCUCAGUCCACCCAGACCGUCGUCACCGCCGAAACAGAUGACACCCGAGCGAAUACUCUCACCACCGCCGGCCAGUCCUCUGCAAUCGAAAGACUCGUCGAGCCCUACGAUAGACCAAAGGCCACCCAGCCCGCCAGGCCAGGCGCCACAGAGUUCCGGAAGCGCGAGCUCCAGUUCCGAUUCCGGAUCGGACUCCGGCUCGGACAGCAGCGACGACUCCGAGGACGAAACAGGCGUUCAACCCGCCAAAGGCCCAUCCACCCCUCCCUCUUUGUCACCAAAGACCGACAAUCUGAUCGAAGAGCCACCCCCCGCGAUAGAGGAGUCCAAGCCUAGAUGGAACUUGAGCUCCUUCUUCAAUAAGUCGGCUGUGUCGCAUGGCGAACAGAACCCGGAAACUAAACAGACUCAGGAUUGCAACAGGCGGCAAAGUUCCCCGGCGGCGACUACGGAAACGAGAACGCACAGGGACAAGGCGGGGGUACACGAUUGGAAACUUGACGAGGCCCUAAAGAGGACUCAUAACGCGACGAUGAUAAGCCUCCUCAGCGACAGCGAUCCUCAUUCGGACCAGGAGAAGAGUCAGCCCGUGGAGGAGACGCGCGCGCAGACGGAAAAACCAAAAGUGGCCGACGCUAGGAAACGUGGCCGGCCUAGAAAACCUACCAAGAGUCCGAAGGGUAGCCAUCGUACGUCGGAAGAUACACUGAAAAAUAGUAAACCGCGUAGCAGAACGCGAGGAGUGGCCAGUCCUCUGAAAAAGAAACAGCCGAUCUCCAAGGCCACCAUUGCGACCAGCGAUGACGGCAGCGACGACAGAUCGCAGGGAGCUUCCAGUGCCUCGGAUAGCGAUCGUCCGACCAGAGUAUCGCCCGAAGUCGCCGCUGUAUUAAGCGAUAAGAGGCGGACGAGAUUGAGCGGAUCUUCCAGCGAGGACGAGAAUCCGACGAAUGCGAAGCGCAAUAGCGCCUCUGAGGACGACACCACGCGUUGGAGGCGAGUCCCCAUCAAGAGAACCAAGCUCGCGGAUUCGCCGAAGAAACAAGAGAAGAAGAAGAGCCCCGCUAAACCGAAAUCGAGAAAGUCCAGUUCGAGGGUUGCCAAUGUCGGUGGAUCCGACUCUGACAGCGAGUCCGAGGUGUCGAUGAGGAAUAGUCGUAUUCAAGUCGCCAGGGUACCUCCGAGACCAAGGGUACCGCCAACUCGGACAACUUCUCCGGAGAACUCGGACAGCGACAACAGUCCAGGGCCAAAGCUCCAAGAGGAAGACGCCGGUAAUGUCCAGGAUAAGAAGAAGAGCGAUACACUCCGGAGAGUGUUCUCGACUUCGGUAGGCGGUGGAAAGGGCGGCGGUAAGGGUGGGAAAGGUGGCAAAGGCGGAGGGAAGUGUGGAAUCUACGUGGAGGAGUACACGACGUCUGCCAAUACUCCGACCGGAGGGGAGAGUCCGUACAAGAGGCCGUCGUCGCAGGCGUCCAGCGUCGUUCAGUCUUUUCCGCCGUUCAACUACGUGAACGGUGUGCCCAGUUUACUCUGCAGGAUCGACCUGAACAAGCUUCCCCAUAUAUCUCAACUAUCCAGAGGGCAAGAGUUGAGACAACGCACGGAAUUGCCCGACACCAGGCCGUCGUCCCGACAAGCGACCGCAUUACCCGCCCAGCCACCUAGGCCGUCCACGCCGGAGGAGGGCGAGAUAGUUGACACACCGCCGCCUCAGCAGCUACCAUUGGAGACCAGGAGUCACGGGGACGCGUUGUUAGGCGACGGCGAUCAUAAAAAUCGCGCUGUGAUCAAAGGCGAACCGAUUUCGGACUCGAAGAACAGUUGCGCCGGUAUCGUCGGUGGAGGUGCUAGUGGAGGUGGUAAUGGUGCUAAUGGCGCGGUUAGCGCGCCCAAGAGGAAACGUAAUCCGAGUUGUAGUUCCGUGUCCAGUUUGAGCACUGUGUGUUCCGUAGAGGCUAAGGCGAAGGGACCAGGUGAGCACAAAGAGAAGAAGAAGAGAAAACGGAAACACGUCGACGUCGAAGCUGUUCUAUCCAGGCCAUCUUCCAGUCAGCAAAGCGAUAUAAUACAACCAACGAAUCACGAGCGGGAAGAAAAACCCGACACGAGCCUAUUGCCGCCACCGCCCCCGCCUCAGCGUGUCUAUUAUUCCUACUUCAAUCCUCAGAACGAAGUGUUGGAGGAUCAGGAUAGGUGGGACCAGAAUCAGUACCUGAUGGAAGCGAAACGGUUGAAGCAUAGCGCCGACAAGGAGUGCGAACUCACGGCGCAGGGUAUGCUUUACCUAGAAGCCGUUCUCUGUUUCCUACUCACUGGCAAUGCCAUGGAGUCGGAUCCUCUCACCGAGAGAGCGUCGUUCACCAUGUACAAGGAUACUCUUAGUCUCAUCAAGUACAUCUCCUCGAAGUUUAAGAGCCAGCAGAACAACUCACCGGAGAGCAAUAUACAUAACAAGCUGGCCAUUCUAAGCCUCUUUUGCCAGUCCCUCAUAUACUUGAAGCUCUUUAAGAUGCGCAGACACGAAAUCAAAGAGAAUCAAAAAAUUCUUACCGACUAUCAUCAAAAGCCUGCACAGGCGACCCAGGUGCAACCCGAAGGACAAGGAACGCCUUCUUUGUCACCGACACCGUCACCGGCCGGUUCCGUAGGUUCCGUUGGCAGCCAGAGCUCCGGAUACAGCAGCGGCGAAUUGGCGAAUCGAGGUGCCGCUUCCGGUCAACCCCAGGUAGCGACGUACGUUAGCGUUCCGCUCACCGUUCACGCUGCUCUGGCGAAACAACAUCAUCAUUUCAGCUUGCUACUGAGUUGCCACGAUCUCUGGGAUCAGGCAAAUGCUUUGGUGACGGACAAGCAUAGAGAUUUCUUCAUCGAGCUGGAUGAAAAAUUGGGACCCCUCACGUUGAAAAGUUCGCUGCGUGAUCUGGUGCGUUACGUUCAGGCUGGUAUCAAGAAGCUCCGAGAUCUCUGACCACAGUGGCAUAGCCCCCGACCGCCAACCCCGAACUACAUCACUUCUCUCCCGCAAAACAUGGUCACGUAUCCGACGAUGUUCACGUAAAGCUCAUCGCGAUACGUCGAACGAUCGUUUCGAGAUUCCGAAUAAGUAUAAACGUCGGUUGUGUGAUACUCGUUAGAAAAUUUUUGGAAUAGCGGAGAUGAGAAGUCGAGUUCGUGCUCAGCCGUUAAAAGAAUUGUUUCUCUUCGGGGUGGCAAGAAGAAAAGAAUACCGGUGGUCAGGGGAAGUGUCGGCCGCGAGAAGGAUUGUUGGUUACGCUGGCUCGCUCGCGCCUAGGACAACUGAUAGAUUUCUCCUUUUUAGGGGAUCGCGUUCGAGUACCCCGGCAUUUUUUUGUUCGACUCUUAGCAUCAAGUAUAUAGUUAAGCGAUUCGUCUAACCAAUGAACCACAAGAACUAAGAUAUCUCGUAGCUCUGUUCUUGACUACGCAUGAUUGGCAAUGCAAAGUCGGAGAUCGAAUCGAUAUGAAGAUAACACAUACAAUCGAAGAGCUAUGAAGCGGUUUUGGUUUCUCUCUUUUUCUUUCUUUCUUUCUUUCUUUCUUUUUUUUUUUGUAAGUUGUUGGGACGAAUUGAAAUCGAACGACGAACUAAGAAAGGGGGUAAGAAUACGACGAAGAAGGAAUAAGAAGUGCCACAGAAGCGCCCGUGUGUUCUCGCUUUACGGUGCGCCGCAGCCGACGUUACCUGAAGCAUGAGUUUCGUUUUGGCGAUUCGAGUGCGACGAAUACACAAGGAUAUAUACAUAUAUGCAUAUAGUUUAUUACGUGUAUAUAUAUAUAUACACACACAUAGAUAUGAAUAUAUUUAAUGAAGAGAGAGAACCAACGCGUCACGCACGUCUGCGUUUCGUUUUUAGUAAAGAUGAAAGGUAAGAAGAAAAAGGCGGUCUCGAGAUCCGCAAGAAUGGGAGGGAGAUAAAUUGGAUAAAUAAAUCGGUGCGAUGUAUUUUCUCUUCGGUGGAGGGAUAUGCACCGCGCGAGCAACAAGAUCAACCGGUCGAUCAUGACCGAUGCACUAUAACGAAUACUAUUGUCCGACGUUUACGAACAAUGGACGCACGAUUCUUUUUUGUAGGUAGGUUACAGAAAAAGAAAGAAAAGGUAACUUAGAUUAGAUAAUUAAUACGCAACAAGGUGGAGAACAGAAAAAAGAAGAGUAAACGGUAACAAAAAACAAAACCAACCAAUACACAUAUUAUUUACAUUACUUAGAACUUAAACGGGGAAAUAAGUAGAGGUUCUAGCGAUGAGAAACAAGAAAUAAAAACAGAUUAUUCAGAUAAUUGUACGUAUAGCGCAUACCACACAUAUUAUACAUAGUGCGAUUACAGGAAAAUAAUAAAAAAGUGGAAAAGGAAAGCGAGAACAAACACGCCGAAUACGAAGAAUAAUAAAAUAAUCGCGUGUAACGGAGGGAUUCACCGCGGGCACGUCCUCUCGCGUUACACGGGAUGCAAGAGGAAUAAUCGAAGGAAACAGAAAAUAUAAAAGAAAAAAGCGUAACGGAUAAGCAAGUUGCUCAUGUGUAUAUUUUUGUAAAUAGGUAUUUGCGAGUGCCGCCGCCUUGAGGGUGGCCUGUCGAUGCGUUACGAUGCGCGGCAGGCCGGCCCGCUCCAAUUUUUGCUACCACAAAUCUUAUCGAGAAUCAGGAAAUUUCUGGUAAAAAAUGAAAGAAAAGAAUAUUAAAAUAUGCGACACACAAGGUGUUACAGACAUGUCCGCCGAAUUUGUCCCGAAGGUUCUUUCCGAGUCCAGUUCUUACUAGUACACGUAAAUAGAAUUUUUAUUUCGUCCACUUUGGUCGUACGUACUCACUACUAACUAUUCAUCCGCGGCUCCCUCGGAAAUUUGUUCUAUACGUUGUCUACGUUAGCGUUUGCUCGUUUUGCUUCCUUUCCAAUGUUUUUUUCCCUUUUUUUUUUUGUUUGUUUUUCUGUUAGCGAUGUAUCGUAGAUGCGCGCGCUAUUCAGCGAUUUUCCUGUACUUGAGUCGAUCCGGUGGCCACGGGACCCAGAGAAUGGAAUGGCUUAAAGCGAAAAGUCUACGAGACCUGAGCGUAAUGUGUUUCUUUAUAUUUCUCGAUAAAACGGUGAAUUCGAUUCGAUAGCUUGCCGUUGCGACAAAGAAGGAUAAACAAAAGAAUGGACGAGGACGUUGGCAAAGGGUGAAAAGUGUUGGCAACGAUACGACUGGAGCACGAACGCGAUGAAACAAAGAAUCUCGAGAACCACGGUCGAACAUAUCCAAAUACAAAUACAAAUUUUAAUUCGAUCGAAAAUUUUGGAGCCUUUUUUUCGUCAGAUUUUACGUUGUCGCAAAGAAGUUGGACCAAUAUAUUAUUCUAUUCUAAACGAAUCAAUUGGUUGCUGACACUUUUCUAUGCUCAACGGUUAAGAGAAGCUAGAACAGCGAUUGAAUAGUACGGUCGAAUAUGGUUGACGAGGUUUACGAGGGCCCAUAGAGUUACUAAGCGCGGUCCAAUGGUUCACGGGAUACAAUUUUAUACCUCGUGUGCGCGUGCACACGGACGCAAAGGACAAGGAGACUAAAAAAGACAAAAAAAGAAAAUGAAAGAGAA